GUAGAGCUGUUCGUGUAGCAUUCAAUAGUUUUUUGCAAAAGCGGAAUGGUUGAUAAAGCUAAUGUAUAUAAGAAGAUGUAUUUCUCCAGCUGACGAAGUGUUCAGGGUGACUUACAAGGUUAGUCAUUAUUGGACGUGAAAUCCCCUAGUUAAUUGUAUAAGAAUUGAAGAUUCGGUUGUUGACAUCAAUUUAUCAAACCAGGACAAAUGACAACUAGAGAUCCAACCCAAGGGCAACAGGAAAAGACAAAAUCAGAAGUCAAAGUAGAACAGCAAUCAGAUGUUACAGACGUUGAUGAAGUCCUUCAGGAACUACAUAACUUUUAUGUAGAUCCAGAAGUCGAGAAAAGUGCAGUUAGAAAAUUGGAUUUAUAUGUUCUACCUAUCUUAGGCUUAUUCUAUUUCUUUGCAGCACUUGAUAGAUCAAAUAUUGGUAAUAGUGGGCCAGCUGGAUUGGUGGAAUCUAUCAAUAUUACUGAUUCACAAUUUUCAUUGUCGAUCUCGAUAUUUUAUGUGACAUAUAUUAUAUUUGAAAUACCCGGAACCAUGCUUUUGAAGAAAUUACGGCCAUCAAGAUUAUUGACUGUGGCAGUUGCUGGCUGGAGUCUUACGUGUAUUGGAAUGACCUUUGUUUCAUCUUAUUGGCUGUUAAUACUUCUGCGGUUGAUCUUGGGGGCUUUAGAAUCCUUCUUUUGGCCGCUGCUUGCUGUCUAUAUAACAGGGAUUGCAUGCUAUACGAAAGAAGAGAUUGGACUAAGAAUGGCCAUUUUACUAUCUUGUGCUGCGUUAUCUGGAGCAGUAGGUGGUUUAAUCAGUUAUGGGUUCGUUCAAGUUAAAACUUCCGCAUUAGAAGGUUACAGAUUUAUUUUCUUAUUAGAAGGAAUCAUAACUCUUGCUUGUACUCCUUUGCUAGCGUUCUUUCUCCCAGACGAUCCUGCUACUGCUAAAUUCUUCACUGAAGAAGAAAGGGAAAUUAUUCUUCAUAGAAAAAAGCAAAGAGAGUUACUCACUGGUGCUUCUCAAUUCAACUGGAAAGAUGUUAGGAUUGCAGUUUUGGAUAUAAGAACCUAUUAUAGUAUGAUUAUUCAAUUUUGUGGUGAUAUGAUUUUAUAUGGUUUCUCUAAUUUCCUUCCAACUAUCUUAUCUAGUGGUCUUGGAUUUGAUAAAUUGAAGACUCAAUAUUUAACUAUUCCUGUUUAUGCUGUUUCUUCUAUUUCGGUGCUUACUAUAUCCAUAAUCAGUGAUCGUAUGAAGUUAAGAGGUCCUUUCAUUUUAGUUAGUGCCCUUGUGGGAUUAAUUGGCUACUCGAUUAUCCUUGGAUCUAAGAAUGAUUCAGUUAAGUACUUCGGUUGUUUUCUAUCAUCUGUAAGCUUAUACACAGUGGCAGGUCUUAACAUCACUUGGACUUCAAAUAAUACUGAUCCUUAUUAUAGAAGAACUUUGACAAUCUCAAUGAAUCAAACUUUUGGGAACUUAUCAGUAAAGCAAUUUAAUGACAAUUAUGUGUCCGUUGAGUUUGGAAAUGGAUUGAGCUCAAACUUCAAUACUGUGUUCCUUAGAGAUUCUUGUACAUCUCCUAAAUCAGUUAAUAUAUCAUCCAAACAGAAAACAUUCACCACCUCUUCAAUUUCAAAUAGCUUGAAGAUAGCUGAAGUUCCACAUGUGAGAAGAAAUCCCGAGACUGGUGAGAACCAUCUUGAUAUUGUUUGGAAAGAAAACGAUGGAUCUUUACAUGAAUCUAGUUAUAAGGAAAGUUUUCUCAAAAAUCAUUCUAGCAGUCUGGUUGUACAUGAAAAUACAAUGAUCAAUAGAAAACUUUGGAAUAAUGAAGAUCUUUCGUUUGAUUUCAAUAGCCUAUUCUCUGAUUAUGCAGAAUAUUUUUCUUCCAAUAACAAAAGCUUUAAUAAAGUCGUCAAUGAUCUUAACAAGUAUGGAUUGAGUUUUAUUGAAAAUGUACCUGAUCCUUCCGAAGAAACAGAAAUGAAGCAAAUCACUGAAAAGAAUGUGUCAAGGUGGCCUGUAUCCAAGUUAGCAACGAGAUUUGGCUACAUUAAAAGAACAUUUUAUGGUGACUUAUUUGACGUAAGGAAUGAAAAAGAAGCAAAAAACAUCGCAAAUACGGCAACCUUUUUACCCUUGCAUAUGGAUUUAUUGUAUUAUGAGUCUCCACCCGGGUUGCAAUUGUUACAUUUUAUUAAGAACUCGACUCUAGGUGGUGAAAAUAUCUUUUCAGAUUCAUUUUUAGCGGCUGAUAUCAUCAGGGAUAUUGAUAUAACUGCGUACGAAGCUUUGAAAGAAGUCCCUAUAUCAUAUCAUUACAAUAACAAUGAUGAAUAUUACUAUUUCAAUAGACCUGUUAUUGUGGAAGACCCUUUUGAUGUUGAUCUUGCCACUGGCAAAAAUAAAAUUUUAGCUGUUAAUUAUUCUCCGCCAUUUCAGGCACCAUUUCAAAUGUCAACUUAUUCACAGCAUACUAGACGCUUGUGGGAGAACUUCUUAAGAGGACUUGAAUUAUUCGAGGAAAUUGUCAACGAUCCUAGGAAUCAAUUGAAAUUGAAAAUGAAGGAGGGAAAUUGUGUCAUUUUUGAUAAUAGACGAGUUCUUCAUUCUAGAGAAGCAUUCUCUGAUUCGAAUAACGGGGAUAGAUGGUUAAUGGGUUGUUACGUUGACGGAGAUAGCUUUAGAUCAAAAAUGAGAAUGGCAAAUAAAUUGAAUUUGAGCCCAUAG
Hyphopichia burtonii NRRL Y-1933 is the source of this 2727-nucleotide messenger RNA. RefSeq lists its product as uncharacterized. The record is from RefSeq and is a predicted model, not a curated record. Bases 208 to 2727 code for a protein of 839 amino acids. Gene Ontology annotation, molecular function: transmembrane transporter activity; oxidoreductase activity. The transcript is spliced from 2 exons. Gene Ontology annotation, cellular component: membrane. Gene Ontology annotation, biological process: transmembrane transport. Lineage: Eukaryota; Fungi; Ascomycota; Pichiomycetes; Serinales; Debaryomycetaceae.